UUCUCCCUCAAAAUUACACAUAUCAAAUACAAAAUUUCAACAAUUUACCACCACACAAGACACAGGAAAAUUUUGAAGUUGCAAAUUUUGAGCUAGACACUUUUGUUAAUGUUGAAAGUGAGAAGGCAACCAUUCAUUUAUGGUUAGAGUGUCGGCAACUUGUGUUAAAUCAUUCAUUGGAAGUAAAUAUAAAAUUUACACACAACCAUGUAAUCAAUGCAGCAGAAUCACUAAGUUUUAGACCAAUCAAGGAUAAUGUUUGUAAUAAAUUAUUAGAAUUAUUCAAAGAUAGUCACUCACCUUCCUCGGCACAUUAUACUCUUGAAGAUAAUCUUCAUCUUAGUGCUUUGAAUGAUCAAGAGUUGGUGGAAUUACUUGCAGAUCGGACGAAUAACCCGGAUUAUGCUUUAAUUUAUUAUAUUUUUCAACAAUACUGUGAUACUAUACUUGGAAGCUGUAAUAGAAAGCCAAUGUUAGAAUGA
Dentiscutata erythropus is the source of this 482-nucleotide messenger RNA. The record is from the annotation of a GenBank genome assembly. Lineage: Eukaryota; Fungi; Glomeromycota; Glomeromycetes; Diversisporales; Gigasporaceae.